AAAAAAAGAAAAAAAAAAGCGUGCCAAGAGGGGAAAAGAAAGUGACCGCCCAUUUAGCGCACAGCUGAGAGGAAGCCCUUGAAGGCAGCCACACAGAACAGGCAAAACUGACGAAACGUAACAUAAAGCGUCGCCUAUUACCAACCAGCCGAGCAGCUCACAGCCGAAUAGUUGACCUGCCGAACAAGUGACUAUCUGAUCAAUUGAAGGAACCUUUUUUUUUUCCACCCCGCUGCAAGUUUGGAAAGAUGUCCAUCCACCUGCUGAACAAGAAGGCGGACAGCCUCCGCUCCACGAACGUGCUGCUGACCAAUAUAAACGCGAGCAAAGGAAUGUAUGAAAUAAUAAAGAGCAACUUGGGUCCCAAGGGGAGCUACAAAAUGCUUGUGAGUGGCUCCGGGGCUAUCAAAAUUACCAAGGAUGGAAAUGUUCUGCUUAACGAAAUGAUGAUUCAACACCCAACAGCUAGCAUGCUGAGUCGAAUCUGCUCCUCAAUCGAUGAGACGUUAGGAGAUGGGUCCAGCAGUAACCUCAUCGUAGCGACGUCCCUAAUAUACCUAUCAGAGAAGUACAUUCUGUAUGAAAGUAUUCACCCAAGGAUUAUCACCCAAGGGUUCGAUCAAGCGAAGGAGAUUCUUCUACACGUACUAGAUUCGAUGAAGAUACCAAUAAAUGUGAAGCAACAAUUCGAUAAGGAACUACUUUACAACGUUGCGAAGACGUGCGUUCGAACGAAACUGCCCAUCCCAUUGGCAGAUAAGUUGGCAGACGAUUUAGUGGAGAGCGUAAAAAUUAUUUACAACCCGGAGAAGCAGAUAGAUCUUCACAUGGUCGAAAUAAUGGAUAUAAAAAAAAAUAUGAGCAUAAACACAAAGUUGGUGAGAGGGAUGGUUUUAGACCAUGGAUGUAGGCAUCCCAAUAUGCCAAACAAACUUACCAAAUGCUUCACCCUAGUGCUGAACGUUAGCUUGGAGUAUGAAAAGAGUGAAGUCUUUUCGUCAUUUGUUUAUUCCAAUGCGGAGGAUAGAGAUAAGCUGGUCGAAUCGGAAAGGAAAUUCACAGAUGAUAAGGUGAAGAAAAUUAUUGAGCUGAAAAAAAGCAUCAUAGAAAAAAAGUUUAAAGAAACCAACGAAGUGUACAACUUUGCUGUGUUCAAUCAGAAGGGAAUCGAUCCCAUCAGCUUGGACCUGUUGGCAAAGGAAAAUAUUAUGGCCCUGAGACGAAUUAAGAGAAGAAACCUAGAACGCAUAGUCCUCUGCUGUGGUGGAAAUGCCUGCAACAAUGUCUACGAUUUGACAGAGGAAGAUGUAGGUUAUGCAGGACUCGUCUACGAAAUAUGCAUCAACGAUGAGAAAUAUACCUUCAUUGAAGACGUGGUGAACCCUAAGAGCUGCACCUUGUAUAUUCAAGCCCCUAAUGACUACACCAUUAAGCAAAUAAAGGAUGCCAUUCGAGAUGGACUUAGGAGUAUAAAGAAUGCAAUCGAAGAUCAGUGUGUUAUUUCUGGCGCUGGGUCUUUUGAAAUUAUGGCCUAUUGUAAACUAAAAGAGGAAGAGAAAAAAAUGAAAGGAAAACAAAAGUUCUCUUUCGAUGUUUAUGCAAAUAGCUUGCUCAAUAUUCCUAAGAUUCUCCUCGAAAAUAGUGGACUCGAUAUUCAUGAGAAGCUUUUCAAUGUGAUCGACAAAUACAUGGCCGACCAGUCAGAACCCCUUGGACUCGAUUUGGAUACUGGCGAACCCAUUAUCGCCCAUUUGAAGGGCAUAUAUGACAACUACUGUGUGAAGAAGCAAAUCAUCUCCAUCGCUACGGCCAUUUCGCAGCAGAUCCUCCUCGUCGACGAGAUCAUACGCGCGGGAAAGUCCAUGGGCGAGGAGAAGUAA
Messenger RNA from Plasmodium coatneyi, 1880 nucleotides. RefSeq names its product Chaperone. NCBI's taxonomy places the organism in Eukaryota, Apicomplexa, Aconoidasida, Haemosporida, Plasmodiidae. The transcript is spliced from 3 exons. The record is from RefSeq and is a predicted model, not a curated record. Gene Ontology annotation, cellular component: chaperonin-containing T-complex. Gene Ontology annotation, molecular function: ATP binding; ATP-dependent protein folding chaperone; ATP hydrolysis activity. Bases 249 to 1880 code for a protein of 543 amino acids. Gene Ontology annotation, biological process: protein folding.